UAGUCAUCGGGUGCGUCCAGGGAGGACCACUGUUGAUCGGCAGAGGAGCGUCUUGCGUGUCUCCCUCCUGUCUCCGGUGGAUUUGGACUGACAGGGACAGAGACAGAGUCUGGGAUCAGGAUCUUUAGUUCUCCUCCUUCAGCCCCGGCAUGGACGUUUUCCUGGAUACCUGCGGAGGGCGGAGAGCCGCGGUCCUGCUGAUGCUAUACAGCGUGGUGGUGAAGGCAGCAGCCGACUGUGCUAAACCUCUGGGAGGGGAAAACACUGUCUUAACCAACGCAGCCCUUCUCAUGAAUACUUUUCCAGAGGGUGUGGAGGUCACUUUAGAAUGUGCUAAGGGAUUUGUUUUUGAAAGUGGCUCUGGGAAGAUUACCUGCAAUGAUAAUAAUUGGACUGAACCCGAUCUCAUCUGCAAAAAGAAGGACUGUGGUCCCCCUAAACCUCAGCCCAAUAUGAGCUUUAAUACCAGCGCUGGGACCCUGUUCGGUGCUGUUAUAGCAGUAGUUUGUCAUAAAGGAUUCGAGGUCUCUGGAUCAGGCUACAAACAGUGCUAUGCUAAAGGGUGGAGUGGAAGAGCCGUCUGUGAACUUGUAACAUGUGGUGAACCUGCCAAAGUGACCAACGGCACAAGCUCGUGGGAUUAUCAAGACUACCCAAAAUAUGGAGAAAUCAUACACUACGUCUGCAACAAAGGAUUCACCCUGGUUGGGAACAACAGCGUGAUGUGCAGCGAAACUGGUGGAUACGAUCCUCAGCCACCCACAUGCCAAGGUGUGACAACAGAAUCUAUAACUAUAACAAACAUGGCAACAACAGCAUCUCCAGCAAAAGUGUCCACAUCUACUGAUCCACCUGCCACACCCAGAACUCACAGAGAUAAAACUGUCUCAACAAGUGCAACACCAGCUGUCUCACCUUCAGUACGAGGUGGCAGAGACAUUUCGACAGCUGAGGAUGAAGCCACAACGACCAGUGGGACAUCAACGACAUCAACUCCACUCUACACAGACAAACCUGGUGAGACUGUGGAUACUAACAAGGAAAUUGGAUAUUUUCCUGUUAUAAUCAGUGUGGUAUGCGUCUUUUUAGCUGUGUGUAUAAUUGCGCUGUUUUUACACAAGUAUCUUCUGAAGAGAAAAGGCUCAUAUGACACCAGAGAAGACCUGAAGCCGGAGUUAUUACUCUUCCAAAAUCUUUAGAUUGCCGGCCCGACUAAGCUCUGCAAAUGGAAUAGUGCGUAUCUAUUAAGGAGAAUCUGUGACCCAGGAGGGACAUGCCAAAUAAACUGAAAACAGAAAGCAGUCUCUCUCUGAGUCGAUGGAGGGAAAAAAAGACAACUCACUUCAAUCUUAUUGCACUUCAAAUGGCAAAUCUGUUUGAGCAUCAUAAUUUAAAUCAACGUCCACUGAUGAAAAGCACUUUUUUAAUGAUUAUUUUAUUGCCACUUAAAUUGUAAAUAUCCCAUGUCACUAUAGUAUUACUGUUUGUACAUUAAUUAUUUAAUAAACUUGAAUAAUCUC
This is a messenger RNA of Anoplopoma fimbria (sablefish), 1520 nucleotides long. Its product is annotated as complement decay-accelerating factor. The record is from RefSeq and is a predicted model, not a curated record. The transcript has 13 exons. Bases 150 to 1199 code for a protein of 349 amino acids. Lineage: Eukaryota; Metazoa; Chordata; Actinopteri; Perciformes; Anoplopomatidae.